Ictalurus punctatus (channel catfish) is the source of this 2518-nucleotide messenger RNA. It is a transcript of the gene hsd3b7, whose product is annotated as hydroxy-delta-5-steroid dehydrogenase, 3 beta- and steroid delta-isomerase. The transcript has 6 exons. Gene Ontology annotation, biological process: steroid biosynthetic process. The coding region runs from base 89 to 1207 and encodes 372 amino acids. Gene Ontology annotation, molecular function: 3-beta-hydroxy-Delta5-steroid dehydrogenase (NAD+) activity. The record is from RefSeq and is a predicted model, not a curated record. Lineage: Eukaryota; Metazoa; Chordata; Actinopteri; Siluriformes; Ictaluridae.
UGUUCCCCACAAGCACAACCGCACGCGCACAGAGGAACACUGAACCCUCCUCGCGCUCCGAGACAGAACCUCGUUCCCAAGCGGCUCCAUGCAGGAAGACGGCAUGAGCAGCGAGAACCCCGGGCUGGUUUACCUUCUGACAGGAGGAUGCGGAUUUCUGGGGCAGCACCUGCUGAGGGUUCUGCUGGAGAAAGAGGAGAAGGUGAAGGAGAUCCGGCUCUUCGAUAAGCACAUCGACUCCAGCCUGGAGGACUGGAGCACAGAGCGGGUGAAAGUGCUGGUCAUGCAGGGUGACAUUACGGAUUACGGCAGUGUUUUGGAGGCGUGUCGUGGAGCUGAUCUGGUGGUUCACUCGGCCAGUCUGGUGGAUGUGUGGUACAAAGUUCCGGAGAGAAUAAUCUACUCCGUCAACGUAGGAGGAACGGAGAACGUGAUUAAUGCGUGUAAGGAGCUCGGGAUUCAGCACCUGGUCUACACCAGCAGUAUGGAGGUGGUCGGACCCAACGUGAAGGGAGACAAUUUCGUCAGGGGAGACGAGGACACGCCGUAUAACGUGUGUCACGACAUGCCGUAUCCCAGGAGUAAAGCAGAGGCAGAGAAACUGGUGCUGGAAGCCAACGGUACCAAGGUAGCAGGCGGCGCGGCGCUCUACACGUGCGCUCUGCGUCCCACGGGGAUUUACGGUGAAAACCACCAGCUGAUGAAGGAGUUCUACAUGAUGGGGGUUCGUACAGGCGGCUGGCUCAUUAAAGGAGCUCCACAGGACACCGAGCACGGGCGCGUUUACGCAGGAAACGUGGCGUGGAUGCACGUGUUGGCAGCGCGGGCUUUACGUGAGCAUCCCGAGCGACUCGGCGGCGAAGUGUACUUCUGCUACGACGACUCUCCCUACAAGAGCUACGAGGAGUUCAACAUGCAGUUCCUGUCUGCGUUUAACUUCCGCUCCCUGUGCAUACCGCUCUGCGUGCUCUGGCUGAUGGCGUGCUUCAACGAGCUGCUGCACUGGCUGCUGAAGCCCGUGUGCGACUUCACGCCCAUGCUGAACCGCUACACGCUGGCCAUCGCCUGCACCUCCUUCACCGUGCGCUCGGACAAGGCGCUGCGCCACUUCCAAUACCGCCCGCUGUACGACUGGCAGCAGUGUCGAGCUCGCACGCAGAAGUGGGUGGACACGUUCCCUCUGGACUCCAGCAGAAAGGCCGGGUGACCACGGGGCGCGGCAGGAGACACGAGGACGGACGGAGACACACACACACACACACACACACACACACACACACACACACACACACACACACACACACACACACACACAGAGUGGACACAAGUGCCAGGGACUAAUGAUACAGGAAGGGAGUCGUGUCUUUUGUCUUUUAGGCCUGUUUAAAAUACUUACGAUGUAAUUAUCGACCCGCUGCCAAAGGAUUUAUAAUCGCUGUGUGGACACGCCCACUUUUAAUCAGCAAGAAUGCAAACGCUUAGUAACACACUGCUUAGUGACUGAUAUCGCCUAACAAUGAACUUUUUAAUUACUCAUAAAAUCCGCAAUCUAUACGUUAUGUUUCAUAAGUCGAGGAAACGGCGCACUAUUCAGAGCAGCGUGCAGAUUUUCAAAAUCGCAGCAGAUUUUCCGCAGAUUCGGGCCGAGACGGACCGAGGCAUUCAGCCACAGCCCUCUUCGAUUCACGGAGCGGAUCGUCAGGGACUUGUGAGGCCAAAGAAACGUAAUAGAAGGGAGCACCGGGCGUACAGAAAGAGGGCGAGAGGGACGUUAAAGUGGUGGACGGUUUGGAUCCAUUGGACGUGUUGUAGUACGUUCUCCGUUCUGGAUGCUGAUUGGUCAGAAGGUCCUGCUCGUCGUUCUAUACCAGCAGCUUUUAUUCCGUACUUAAGAACGUGUGGGGGGAGACGUUCUCCUGUACAACACCUAAAGAUAAAAAAACCCACAGGAGCAAUAAAGCAGCAAGGAAGCUAUUUAUAUCAUUUUAUUACAAUUAAUUUUUUAUUAUUAAUAUAGAAGCGUCUAAAAACAGCACAGUAGGACUGAUUGUUGCGCACACACACACACACACACACACACACACACACCGUCUCGGAUCGAUUCGUUAUUAACCGGUGUUUUCAGAGACCGAUUCACUUUUGUUAACGUUUCUCUGAUGUGUGUGCGCUCGCGUUAAUCCGCGUCUUUUUAUACCAGACGCGAAUCCUGCAGGUUCUGUACCAGAGACAGCAUUUACACGUUUCACACGUCAAGCACAAGAAGGGAAAAAAGAAAACCUCUUCCUACCUCUUUCUCUCCGUCUGUAUUAUUAAACCACUUUGCUUCUAUUCGUGUGAAAUGAUCACGUCUUUUCACUUGUUCGACGUGGCAAGAGAAGCACCAGAUUAAAGCUCAAAUCAUUUAAAAAAAUAUAUUUAUUAUUCGUACUGGUCUGUAAUUGAACCCGUGUAAUUACAUGAAUAUUUAUUUGCAUAAUGAAAAAGUACUGGGAAUGUCAUUAAAGUGCAAUAAACAAUA